Chara braunii is the source of this 709-nucleotide messenger RNA. Lineage: Eukaryota; Viridiplantae; Streptophyta; Charophyceae; Charales; Characeae. The record is from the annotation of a GenBank genome assembly.
CCAGUCUUGCCGUGCUUGACAUUUGUUUUGGAUGCCUUUUUGCGUGCAGUCCAUUCGUGACGAUGAAGACAUCCCGAGGUGUGAGGGGUGGGAGCAAGGGGAGGAGUGCAAUAACAACUGGCACAGUGUCUUCUUGGGGGCAGCCGACGUGCUCCGGAGGGGUUGUGCAGCAAAGGAGACCACCAGAGCAGAACGUCGUUCAAGACGCAAGGGGAGAGGAUGAUUUUUCCCAAAUGGGAGAAGGAGAUGAGGAAGAAUAUGUUCUAGAAGAAGGAGAGUUCGAGGAAGGAGGAGGCGUAGGAGAGUUCAAGGAAGGAGAGGGAAAGGAAGGAGAGGGAGAGGAAGAGGAAGAGGAAGGAGGAGGCGAGGAAGAAGAAGAAGAUGAAGAAGAAGAAGAAGAAGAAGAAGAAGAGGACAAGGAUGGAGGAGAAGAAGAUUGAAUGGAGGAGGACGACAGUUGGCAGAGAGAGUUCCUUGAGUCGAGGCCUGUUCACAGCGACUUCAAGUACUUCUUUUGGGCCGUGUAUGUCGCAGCUGGAAUAUCUUUUCUUCACGUCAAGACCACCGGUAACGGUGUCUAUCUAGAAAUCGACAAAAUUUUAUUUGCAGCGCACGUGACGGAGAAAUAUCUCAUCGCGGAGUUGUGGGUUGUUAUCAAGGGCAAGCUCACGAAAUGUCUGUUGAAGGGGGAUAAAUUAAUGCCCAUGAA